UGUUUCUACUUUUUCCCCUGGCUGCGAAUGUGGCGCAGGGACAGGAGGUAAAAUGCACACAGAUAAAAGGUAUGGGAGAAGGAGCAGAGAGAAGCAAGCAUCUCAGCUGAGAAGCAUGAAGGAAUUUGCCUCACCCAUCAGCAUCCUCAUGCUGCUGCUAUUACUCCUGAGCCCAGACCCUGGAGCAGCACUGCUACUGCCAUCCGGCACCACCUGCUGUACUCAGCUCUACAGACAGCCACUCCCAAACAAGAUAUUGAGGAAGGUCAUCCGAGUAGAGCUGCAAGUGGCUGAUGAGGACUGUCACCUCCAAGCUUUUGUGCUUCACCUGGCUCGACGCAGUGUCUGCAUCCAUCCCCAGAAUCGCAGCCUGACUCGGUGGUUUGAGCGCCAAGGGAAAAGACUCCAGGGGACUCUGCCCAUCCUGAAUCCGGGGCUGUAAGGAGAAAUAGUCUGGAGCUUCCAACACCCAAAAUAAU
Octodon degus (degu) is the source of this 479-nucleotide messenger RNA. RefSeq names its product C-C motif chemokine ligand 27 (gene Ccl27). Gene Ontology annotation, molecular function: chemokine activity. The record is from RefSeq and is a predicted model, not a curated record. NCBI's taxonomy places the organism in Eukaryota, Metazoa, Chordata, Mammalia, Rodentia, Octodontidae. The transcript has 4 exons. The coding region runs from base 53 to 442 and encodes 129 amino acids. Gene Ontology annotation, biological process: positive regulation of T cell chemotaxis; immune response. Gene Ontology annotation, cellular component: extracellular region.